Molecule: messenger RNA, 912 nt
Organism: Heterobasidion irregulare TC 32-1
Lineage: Eukaryota; Fungi; Basidiomycota; Agaricomycetes; Russulales; Bondarzewiaceae
Exons: 6
Coding region: 1-912 (303 amino acids)
Biological process (GO): regulation of transcription by RNA polymerase II
Cellular component (GO): mediator complex; core mediator complex
Molecular function (GO): transcription coactivator activity
Source: RefSeq, a predicted model, not a curated record
AUGGACCUCAACGAUUUGCACCCGCCAGACGACUACUCUCACCGCUUCUUUAUAUGGCACGAGUGGAUUCAGGCAAAUGGACCGCUCACGUCCGACAAUGUUUUUGAAUACUUUGCGGCCUCCAUGUUUUAUGACAAGCAGAGCAACAAUCAAGUUCUAAGAAUGCAGACCAUGCACACCGGCAUGCCCAUCGUCAACGAAGCAGAGGAGCUCAAGCGCUUCACUGGCAUCGAAUUUGCCCUUGUCCAUGCGCAGCCCCCUUCUUUAUUUAUCAUUCACAAAAGGGAGCGGACUUCUCCCGAAGAGACACGGCCGUUGGCAGCAUAUUUUAUCAUGAAUAAUCGCAUAUAUCAAUCUCCAGACAUGUAUUCAGUUCUGCAGAAUCGGCUACUCACAUCACUCUACUCGUUACAAUCCUCUCUGGAUAUCCUGCGUAAACACAGACCAGACUACACCCCGAGAACAGGAUUCGUCUGGCCGAUCAUGGAACCUCCCACGUCUGAGGAUGGCAACAAGAAGAGUGCAACCGAUGAUGCCUCUGCUUCAGCAGAACCAGACCUGGCGCCUGGGCUAACGGCAUCUCUCGAGAAGGAGAAAGAAAUGUUAUCAUCUGGAACCUCGAAGAAGCUGCAGAACAAUUUGCUGCUGCUCAAUGCGAUGCGAACAACUGCCGCACACACUCGCCAAACGUUCGCCUUGCAGACGCAACAGGUCGCUGCACAGAACCCUGCUCCAGAAAUAGUACCUGUAGCCACGGCUGCCCGCCAGUCGAUGACUCCGGCACCCCCUGGCAUUCGUGCAGCCACCCCUCUCGCGGCUGCCACUACUUCGGGAUCGCACGAGGCCGUUCCUGCGAAAGUUCCGCCAGGGGCAGGCAAAAAGAAGAAAAAACGUAAAUCAAUUACGACAUGA